UGCCGGCGCUGGGGCCGUGCCCCGACCUGCAGACCAUGGGCGACUUCAACAUGGCGCGGUACCUGGGCCGCUGGUACGAGGCGGAGCGCUACUUCGCGCUGUUCGAGUUCGCGGGCAAGUGCGUGAGCGCCAACUACUCGGCUGCCGACGACGGCCGCUUCCUCAUCGUCAACCGCCAGACCAGCUCCCUGACGGGCAUCCGGUCGACCAUCGAGGGCGAGGUGCGGCUGGUGGGGCGCAGCGACGAGUCCAAGCUCAGCGUCAAGUUCCCCUCGCUACCUGUGUCUCUGGCAGCGCCGUACUGGGUGCUAGACACCGACUAUGAAAACUACUCUGUGGUAUGGUCCUGCUCCAAUUUUGGCCUCUUCAGCACAAGGAACGCGUGGAUCCUGACGCGCGCGCGCACCCCGACUCUGCCGGUGAUGGAACGCGCGUACGCCGCCGUCGACCGCAACGGCAUCAGCCGCGCCUUCUUCAUCCGCACCGACCAGAAGAACUGCCCCGCCCACUACUGA
Gryllus bimaculatus (two-spotted cricket) is the source of this 515-nucleotide messenger RNA. The record is from the annotation of a GenBank genome assembly. NCBI's taxonomy places the organism in Eukaryota, Metazoa, Arthropoda, Insecta, Orthoptera, Gryllidae.